UCCUUUCUCUUUCCGCCGCCAUGUCCUGGUUUCAGUACUUGCGGCAACUUUACUCCCUGGACACACUCGACACCCGCUUCAUCAUCUCCGCAUCCACACCCCCGAAGCAAGCCGCCAGCGAUCCCCAGAUUGACCCUGCGAAGCCCUCCCCAUCCGAGGCAGCACAACGCGAACAAGCCAAAGGAGAUGACGCAAAAGCUCCGUGCACUCAGCCUUCGAAAUGGCGGACUCCCGAGUUCUACUUCUACUACUUUAUCUUCAUAACCGUCGUACCGACUAUGUUCAAGACCGUAUACGAUGUGUCGAAAGAGUCGGAUCCCAAUUACCCCAAAUAUGAGCAUUUACUUUCCGACGGAUGGAUUCCUGGACGGAAAGUGGAUAAUUCAGAUGCUCAAUACUCCUCCUUCCGCGACAACGUACCAUAUCUGUUUCUAGUCGUCAUUAUCCACCCCCUACUCCGUCGGGUGUAUGACUAUUUAUGCCGCGCCGAUACAUACACCCAAGUUCGACCGACUUCCACUGCGUCGCCAAAUGGACAGCUUACCAUGGGUCUGUCAGCGCAUGCUGCGGCAGAUGCAAGAUUGGAACAACGCAUAUCCUUUGAUCAUGUUUUCGCUUUGGUCUUCCUGUUCGCCCUACACGGGCUGUCAGCAGUGAAGGUUUUCCUUAUCUUGUACGUGAACUACAAGAUUGCAACUGCAUUGCCACGGAGCUAUGUACCCGUAGCGACCUGGACCUUCAACAUCGCUACGCUUUUUGCCAAUGAGCUUUACCGCGGGUACCCGUUUGCCGACAUUGCAGCUUUCGUGGGCCCCGGAACAGCUGCGUCAUCCGAGGACAACUGGGGAGCGUGGUUGGACAGCUAUGGAGGCUUGAUGCCGAGAUGGGAAGUCCUUUUCAACAUCACGGUCCUCCGCCUGAUCAGUUUUAACAUGGACUAUUACUGGAGCUGGAAUAUGCGCGGCGGUAGUCCAAUCGAGAAGAAACAGCUCGACCCUGCCAACUUGUCUGAGCGUGAUCGCGUUUCUACGCCGGCAAAGGCAGGAGACUACUCGUUCCGAAACUACUUGGCCUACAUUUUAUACUCUCCGCUUUACCUUGCAGGACCCAUUCUGACGUUUAACGACUAUAUCUCGCAACAGCGCUACCGCGCUCCCAGCAUCACUCGCCAACGCACCACGCUCUAUGCCAUUCGCUUCCUUCUAUCUCUCCUCGCCAUGGAGCUUGUUAUCCACUACAUCUACGCCGUUGCUAUUUUCCAUGUUCAACCUAAUUGGGGCAUGUACACGCCAUUCCAGUUGAGCAUGCUGGGCUACUUCAACCUCCACCACAUAUGGCUGAAGCUGCUGCUGCCAUGGCGGUUCUUCCGCCUCUGGGCGCUGCUCGAUGGCAUCGACCCGCCAGAGAACAUGGUGCGGUGCAUGAGCGACAAUUACUCAGCACUCGCCUUCUGGCGGGGCUGGCACCGCAGUUUUAACCGCUGGAUCGUGCGCUACAUCUACAUACCCAUCGGCGGCAGCGGCAUCGCCGGCCGCUGGGGCAAGGUCCGCGCCAUCGCGAACUACCUUGCCGUCUUCACGUUCGUCGCGCUCUGGCACGACAUUCAGCUGCGGCUGCUGAUGUGGGGUUGGAUGAUCUCGUUCUUCGUCGCACCUGAGGUCCUGGCCGGAAUGCUCUUCCCCCGGCGCAAGUGGACCGACCGCCCAACGGCGUAUCGCAUGCUUUGUGGCGUCGGCGCCGUGGGCAACGUGCUAAUGAUGAUGGCGGCAAACCUGGUCGGCUUCGCGAUCGGGCUGGAUGGGCUCGAGGGCCUGGCGAAGGGCAUUUUCGGAAGUUAUUCCGGGCUGGGGUUCUUUGCUGCGGCGUGCGGGGCGCUGUUUGUGGGUGUACAGAUCAUGUUCGAGGUCCGCGAGCAGGAGAUGAGGCAGGGUGUUAGGAUGAAGUGCUGAUCUAGCAGACUUUCUGUAUCUAUGGCCCGGCGAGGGAUUCGCUGAGGAUAGAUGGAAUUAUUUGAUACAUGCACACAUAGAAACACGAGCGCCACAUUUUCGACAUACAAUUUAUCCGC
Molecule: messenger RNA, 2068 nt
Organism: Aplosporella prunicola CBS 121167
Lineage: Eukaryota; Fungi; Ascomycota; Dothideomycetes; Botryosphaeriales; Aplosporellaceae
Exons: 4
Coding region: 21-1949 (642 amino acids)
Biological process (GO): GPI anchor biosynthetic process
Cellular component (GO): endoplasmic reticulum
Source: RefSeq, a predicted model, not a curated record